Diaporthe amygdali is the source of this 999-nucleotide messenger RNA. Its product is annotated as wd domain-containing protein. The transcript is spliced from 3 exons. Bases 1 to 999 code for a protein of 332 amino acids. Gene Ontology annotation, molecular function: protein binding. NCBI's taxonomy places the organism in Eukaryota, Fungi, Ascomycota, Sordariomycetes, Diaporthales, Diaporthaceae. The record is from RefSeq and is a predicted model, not a curated record.
AUGUAUAACCUCUCCAAGUCAGAUGCCUUUCAAAACCCAGGCUCUGAUCCUGCCUAUGUCCUGGAAAUCACCCCAGUGGCCGGAGGACUGGCAGCCAUCUCAUCAGACCAGAAGCUCACCCUGUUCAACCCACAGCGACUGAGCCAGGGGCCCCUCAAGACAAUACAGACACCGCACGAGAACAUCAGCUGUGCGAGGGCAUUUGACGCAUCAAAUUCCAUCGUCUGCACAGCCGGCUCGAACGGCUCCGUUGCGCUAUGGGAUCUGCGACUGGACGGGUCAAAAGCGCAGGUAGCUGCGCCGACAGGGAGUGACGCGCCCAUUGUCUCCCUCGCAUGCAGCUCAUCCAGCAACACCAUAGCAGCCGGCACAGAAUACGCGAACCACCAGGCCUCGAUCCUCAUCUGGGACGCCCGCAGCGGCUCGGCUCCCCGGAUACGCUACAACGAAGUCCACAGCGACGACGUGACAGAGCUGAACUUCCACCCCACGACGCCGCAAAUGCUUCUCUCGGGCUCGACCGACGGGCUCGUCAACGUGUGCGACACGGCGAUCGCGGACGAGGACGACGUCGUCGUGCAGGCCUUCAACCACGGCUCCGUGCACCACGCCGGCUUCCUGAACGCCACCGAGGUCUACGCCGUCAGCCACGACGAGAAGUUCGCCCUGUACGACGUGUCCGAGAGCCGCGAGGGCGGCGAUGCCACCUGGGCCGUCGGCGACAUCCGCGCCGCCCUCGGGUGCCAGUACGUCGCCAACAUCAACCCCAAGCUGGGCGACAUGGGCGCUGUCAUAGGUGCAGGCUCGCAGGACCAACAGCUCUUCCAGCUGGUACACAUGGCCAAGUCGCCGGCCUGGGGCUUUAGCGCCGACACGAGCGUCGGACUCCCCGGUGCUCACGGGUCGGAGCUGGUGCGGAGCUUCUGCUUCUUCGACCAGGAGCAGGUUGUCUUCACGGCGGGCGAGGACGGCCAGAUCAUAGCGUGGAGGCCUAAUUGA